UUAAUUCUUGUUUUUGUCACACUGACAGAAUUUCAUCUCUGAUACAACGCGGCCAAGAUGCCGCUAAUAAUAAUGUGUGGUUUUCCGUGUAGUGGCAAAACACGAAGAGCAGUAGAAUUAAAGGAAUACUUCGAACAGAAUACAGGAAAAAGUGUUCACAUUGUAGGAGAUAGAACGUUGGGAAUUGAGAAGAACGCGGUAUACUCAGAUUCACAGAUUGAAAAAAAAGUGAGAGGAUCUUUAAGAGCUGAAGCAGAGAGGAGAGUCAAUAAAGAGGACAUAGUGAUUCUGGAUUCAUUGAACUACAUCAAAGGUUACAGAUAUGAACUUUUUUGUCUGAUCAAACACAUACAGACGCCUCAUUGUCUGGUUUAUUGUUUGACAUCAGCCGAAGUGAGCUCAACUUGGAAUACACAAAGGAAUGCUGAAGAGCAGUACACCCAGGAUAUCGUAGAUGCACUGGUUCUCAGAUUUGAACCUCCGGACUCCAGGAACCGAUGGGACAGCCCACUUUUCACCAUUCAAAAAGAAGAUACACUUCCAUUUGAAGCCAUAUCUGAUGCUAUCUUCAAAAGAAAACCCCCCCCUCCUAACCAGUCGACACAAAGUCAACCACUUUCAUCUACUAACUUCUUGUAUGAGCUGGACAAAGUCACACAAGAUGUGUUAAUGGCGAUUCUGAACUACCAGAAGACAAGUGUUGCAGGAGAUUUUAUUGCUGUUCCAGGAGCUACAGAAAAGAUAGAACUAACCAGAAGUCUGAACAUGGCAGAGCUCCGGAAACUACGACGCCAGUUCAUCAGCUACACCAAGAUGCACCCAACUGAGAACAUUGGACACAUUGCUAACAUGUUUAUACAGUAUAUAAACAAGAGUAUUCAUUAAAAAGUUCUUAUUAAAAAAAAAGCGUUUUAGUUCAAGACUGUUAUUCGAAAUGCCUUGUAUGUUUAUAUUGUCUCAGUAAUUUUGAUGGAUCUUGGCAGAUAACACUGUAGCCGAUAUAGCCUAUGAGUUAACAGUUGCAGAUUAAGACGCUGAUAAAUAUCUAUCUUGGAAUGUAGAGGCUGUACACAUUCUGUAAAUGACAUCAGAAUUCCGUUUCUGCUUUAAUGUUGGCAGAUGUUCUAAAUGCUAAUUUGGUUUAUUUUGCACAAGUUUUGUGUGAAUGAGUGAGACUAAGUCUUAAGUGUGUUGUGAAAAGUUUGAUGUUUAGAACUGUGAUAAAUACCACAAAUUUCAUACCAAAAAAAACAUGAGUCUAAAUGUGCAUGUAACAUUUCAGUAUUGUUCAACUCGUUCACAUGAUGCUGAUGAAUGUCCUGUACCAUUUUGAUGGGCACUAGACAGGAGAGGAUCCUGAUCAUGACCAAGUUCCAUCUCACAAGAAUGCAUUGUUGAGGAACUGUUGAGGUUGUCAGUGUACACAUUUAGACCAGUCCAUGUCACCCUAUGGGUACCGGUAUACUCUACAGUGGCUUUGGGAAGUAUUCAGACCCCUUCACUUUCUACACAUUGUUAUAAACAGAAUUUUAAAAAAGUCCUGUCUCAGAGUCUGGCCAACUUGCCAUCAUUGAAUCAACUUGGAUUCUUGAUGAGAAUGAGGGAGAAAAAGUAAAUCCCAAUAAGCCCAGCUCCCAAAUUAGUAGAGUCCAUGCAAGAUAGUCCUCAAACAUGAUACAGUUGAAGAACUACUGUAGUGCAGUAUUUCUCUGUUGAUGUAGGAGACUGAGACAGUUAUAAGAAACAGCUUCAUGAAGUUAUUUCAACCAAAGGGUUCCGCACCAGCUGUUGAAGCAAUGGGUGUACUUUUCUUGCAUUUUCUGUAGAUGUUCACUGUUUUUCUUUAAGCACCUCUGUGAAUUUUGCUUUGUUCAUCCUUCACUGUCAGCAGGACAAUAAUCAACAAGGACAAAUCUAAACUUCAGUUAAUAACCAGGAAUAGUUGACACAAACAGUCCUGUCUACAGAAAUAAAUGACUGAAAAGAGCAUUAUUUUGCCACAGAGGAUAAAGUUGUACAGGAGAGAAUACAGUAAAAUAAGCUUUAUUUAUUUUGUAUCACAGACAGGAAAUAUCAAACAGCUGAUUUUUAAAGGUGUGAUUGCCAAUAUGGCUUUCAAUGCACAGCAAACAGCAACUAAAAGACCUUUUGGAAUAUUUCAAACUAUAAAUGCUGUAAAAACAGUUCGGAAGAAUUUGUCACUGGAAAGUAUGUGGACUUAUUUGACUUCAAUAUUGGGUAUGCCGUGUUUUAUCCUUUUGUGGUAGGCCUGUUAAAGAGUAUUCCAAUGUCUGUAGUCAUGUAAAAUGACAGAAUUGCAUGCAUGACUUUAGAAAAAGCAGCCCAUAUUGAUGAUAUUUAUGUAAUGCUCUAAAGAUCCUUCUUGCUGCCCCAACAAGAAAAGUAAUCAAUUUUAACAGAUUAAAUUAACAUGACAAUAACCAUUGAAUUUAUUAGACAAAGAAUUAAGCAUUGAUAAAAUUGUUGCUAUUGAAUCACAUAUAGAGCAAGCCUAACACCCAGUCAUCAGUGUCUUGAGACAUCUCAAGUCAUGGCAAUGGCUGGGUUUGAAAAACAAACCACUGCUAGGUUAGCAUAUAGUCCAUAUUCUUUUUUAUUUCUUCUCACUAGUUGCUUUCCGUGAUAUGGUUUUGUUUGAGUUGGAAUAUUUGUGUUUAUCAUUUCUGUAAAUGAGAGAAAAACAUAUGAAUGCACAAAUUCUUUGUAUUUGAGUUUUAAAGUAACAUGACAUGUUUAGACAAAUACAGUGUGAAUGUGUAAAUUCAGAAUAGUACCUGCUCAUUUUGACUUUACUCCUGCAGCCUAGUCCUCCCUCCCAGUGACUGGUGAAGGCUCCUCUCGUCAUCAUGUUGCCACAGCUGACACACGACUUCCCAUUGCUGUACAGCUGCAGGCACAAAUAGCAACAGAUUGAGGGAUGGAAUCUGGCCUACAGAAGACCCCAUGACAACAGGAUGUCCCACCUGCUCUUUACAGCAGUGUCCACAGAUCAUCCUGGUGGCCAACUCCAUGGGGUGGUCCUGGUCCAUGUCGUGACAGACGUCACAGGGGUAGGCCCGGCCACAGCACGGGAACCUGAGAGCACAGCCAUCAGAUGUCACUCACAAGAAGAGUCCACGUUAGCACAUUUAACACAACGUUAAAAGGAACUGGGUGUCUGGGAACCUGAGCCAGCGAUGACUCUGUCUGUAAUGUUUGCAGGCUCCCUUCUCAGGAAGGGCUUUCCCCAGCUGUAUUGCAGGGUCCCUGAUGUUCCGCCGAUAGGUCCAUGACGAGUCGCUGUGACCUGUGCAGGACAGACAACUACAUUUCACACGUCAUAGCCGAAACAGAUGUUUAAAUUAGUUGCGUGGUUCAUCAUUAAAAUCCCACAAUAGGCUUUAUUUCUGACCUGUUUUAACUUCACGUGGCUUUAUGUACUGGAAUCGUGUGCUGUCAACCAGAAUGCUUAGUUUGCUGUGGCAAUGUUGGCAGUUGAACUCCUUGCUUUGGCCAUAUGAAAGGUUCUGAAGACAAAACAUCAUUAAAAAACAAACAAGCAACUGACUGUCUUAGAUUAGGUUCAACCAGAUAAAAAUAAUUUUGAGUCUAAGAUCUCUACAGCCAUCUCAGUCACCU
Messenger RNA from Esox lucius (northern pike), 3639 nucleotides. It is a transcript of the gene kti12, whose product is annotated as KTI12 chromatin associated homolog. The transcript is spliced from 9 exons. The record is from RefSeq and is a predicted model, not a curated record. The coding region runs from base 58 to 885 and encodes 275 amino acids. NCBI's taxonomy places the organism in Eukaryota, Metazoa, Chordata, Actinopteri, Esociformes, Esocidae.